Messenger RNA from Phyllostomus discolor (pale spear-nosed bat), 1505 nucleotides. Its product is annotated as GTPase IMAP family member 4-like. Gene Ontology annotation, molecular function: GTP binding. Lineage: Eukaryota; Metazoa; Chordata; Mammalia; Chiroptera; Phyllostomidae. The record is from RefSeq and is a predicted model, not a curated record. The transcript has 3 exons. The coding region runs from base 78 to 1070 and encodes 330 amino acids.
UCAGUGUCCUCACUUAGCUCAGCCCUCAAAGUCAGAAACCGGAGCAGGACGCAGAUUUUGCAGGAACUCACCCGACAAUGGCAGCUCCAUUGCACAGCUCGAGUUCCAGCAUCAGCGAACCUGGGACCAGCCAUGGGCUUGGAAACCAAGACCCCAGAGAGUCACAACUGAGACUAGUCUUAGUGGGUAAGACUGGAGCUGGAAAAAGUGCCACAGGGAACAGCAUCCUUGGAAAGAAAGCGUUUCAUUCCACCAUCGCAGCAAAAUCCAUCACCAAGGUCUGUGAGAAAGGGAGUAACACCUGGACUGGGAGAGAAAUUGUGGUCGUGGACACACCUGGCCUUUUUGACACCGAGGUGCCAGAUGCUGACACACAAAAGGAGAUUGCUCGUUGCAUCCUCCUGACAUCCCCAGGGCCUCAUGCACUGCUCCUGGUGGUCCCACUGGGCCAGUACACAAAGGAACAGCAAGAGGCCACACAAAAGGUGCUGAUGAUGUUUGGUGCCACAGCUAGGAGAUUCAUGAUUCUCUUAUUCACCCGGAAGGAUGACUUGGACAACGAGGAGUUCUGUGAUUACAUAAAGGAAGCCCCAAAAUUCAUUCAGGAUCUGAUGAAGGAGUCCAGGGAUCGCCACUGUCUGUUCAACAAUAAGGCAACAGGGGCUGAGCAGGAGGCCCAGAGGGCACGGCUGCUGGACCUGGUCCAGCGCAUGGUGAUGGAGAACGAGGGGGGAUUCUACACUAACGAGAUGUACCAAAGGGCUGAGGAGGAGAUUCAGAAACAGAUCCGAGUGAUAGAAGAGCAGUGCAGAGCUGAGCUGGAGAGGGAGAAGAAGCAGAUAAGAGAGGAGUAUGAGGAGAAAAUGAGAAACCUGGCUGAUAGCCUGGAGUGGGAAAAGAGAAAGGCAGAAAUGGAGAGGGUGCUGGCAGAAAGGGAAAAGCACUAUGUUUCUAGGCAACGAAAUGCCAGGGGUGAAGUGGAGCAUCAGAAUAAGAUACUUGACAUCAUCAUGGGAGCUUUGAAAAGUGCUAGGCUGAAUUUUACAAGGCUGUUCAGAUUUUCUGAAUAAAAAAUGAAAACCUGUCUCUAUUUCCUGCAUAUUUUCAGGGGCUCCUUCCCCACAGAACUCAUUCCCCAAAGUCAGAGCUCCCUGUUUGUGUCCCUCAGGCUCUCAAGACUAGGGAGGGUGGGAAAGUUCACUGUUGGCCAUUGGUGGGCAUUUGAUUGACUUCACUGGGGAGGGACACGUGCCCACUCUGUAAAACUCCACAGCAGAAUGUACGGAUGCCCCCUGUGGCCUGAACUCUUUCUCAGACACACAGAAAGGAAUGGAGGAGGCCAAACUUGGGGACCCCCAGCUUGCUCUGUUUAUCCCCAGUAACCCUUUUCCUCCAGAUUCUUUGUAGAUUGGCAGAUAAUCUCUGUGCUUCUACUCCUCAUUUUUGCCUCUACAGCCUCCAGGAUUAUUUCACCCAUGUGGUUAGUGAAAUCAAUGAAGUAAUCU